Messenger RNA from Penicillium subrubescens, 2595 nucleotides. RefSeq lists its product as uncharacterized. NCBI's taxonomy places the organism in Eukaryota, Fungi, Ascomycota, Eurotiomycetes, Eurotiales, Aspergillaceae. Gene Ontology annotation, molecular function: ATP binding; protein serine/threonine kinase activity. The record is from RefSeq and is a predicted model, not a curated record. Gene Ontology annotation, biological process: intracellular signal transduction; protein phosphorylation. The transcript has 4 exons. The coding region runs from base 1 to 2595 and encodes 864 amino acids.
AUGGCAGAACCCUCAACGAUAUUCGAGGCCGCCACAGCAUGUCGUCUCCUGCUCAGAACGGCCACAACAACCCCACGGCUGAUGCAAGAAGAAUGGGCAGAAAACAGACUGGCAGACUUCAAUCUCUGGGCUAUGGGCGCUGGUGCUACUAGCACGAUGAGAGCAUCGCUGGAUCAUCGACUACGCGCCAACCCGGAAGCGCAUACUAUUCUGCUCAACCUGUUGUUGAUGCUGAAGAUUCUCAUACAAAAAUGUAUAGACGGAGCCCGUGAAAUUGAGGAUCCCACCGCGAAUCUUUCCAGCGGGCAAUUGGCUAGAAUGAAGAAUGUUGAAGACAGCUUGAACCAGCUUACACGGCUAACGAUUGCCAUCCGAAAAGCAGGAACCAGGUCUCGACUUCAAAAGGCAGAUAGCUCGUUUGACCCCGACAGUCCCCAUAUUCGUUCACUGCGUCGGCACCUUGAGGUCCUUCUCUUGGUGCGGCCUGACGAGCAUGGGAAUUCAGAUUAUAGCGAACAACAACUUGACCCAAUACGAUUGAGCCCAAUCCAAUUCCGGCUGAUUGAGGCCAACUUGAAAAGACGAAAUCGCUUUCUAUACGCACAGCGACACGCUCAGAAACUCGAGGGAAAUCUGGGACACACAAAGAACACACCAAGGGGGAAAGAGGCGUCGGGAAAGCAGUCACAACGUUCGGCCGUUAAUCCCCUUUCGCAAGGAGGGGUAGCACUUGUAAGGGAUGAUGCACGAGCUCAAAGCACGACAAGCGCCACUCACGUCGAUGAUGCGAUUGAAAUUCCGCCCGAGCAAAUACCCAGGAAGCACCUUAUGGGAGAUAUUCUUCCAUAUACAUGUAUUGUCGAGGAGUGCUCUCGCACCGAUACGUUUCAUAUGAAUAAAGAAGCCUGGUUGAUCCAUAUGAACGAAGAACAUGGGGGCACUAUGCAAUGGGUAUGCCAUGCGUGCUCUCAGAAAAACAUCUAUGCCACAUUUGGGAAAUCGGACGACUUCACUGCACAUCUCGAACAGCAGCAUGGCAAGGGAAUUAAGCCAGGGCAGAUACCUAUGUUGCUUUCGUCAUGGCGGCGCAAAGUCCCUUUCAAAAUUUCUGCUUGUCCACUUUGCUCCCUUCAGAGUGAUGAUCAAACCGCUCUACUUGACCACACUGCUGAGCAUAUACACUCGUUCUCGUUGAGGUCUUUACCCUGGGCUCCGAGAGAACGCUUGGAAGAAGACAACGACGACCAGCAUAACGACGACGACGACAAAGAAGAAAAAGACGGGAAAUAUUUCAAAGACCAUGCGUAUUUUGACAUUAACAGUUGCUGGUCAGAGCCCUCGGCGAGUUCGCCUCGAGGGUCACAGCUGGCCACGGAUUUGGAGAGCAUUGCGGGCUCGGAUUCUACGGCAUCAUUCCAUUCCGUGCACGAGCAGCGACAGCAACUAACUGAAGGUCUUCUCAACCAAAUGCCCCAAGAGCUAUUAGGACAGGUCGGUACAACUGAUUGGUUGGAUUCACUUGCUAUAGAUAGCGACCCUGAAGAUCGUCUGGGUCUAAUCCUAGGAAACCAAUUCAGGUUGACGAGCAUUCUGGGCGUGGGUGCCUAUAUCGUUGUUUACCAUGCUCUAGACAUGGACACGCAUAGUGUUUCAUAUGCGAUCAAGGCCCUCAGUAAGAUCGGCAAAGACGCUCGCCAGCUCAAGUUCCUACAGGAGGAGGUCAGACUAAACCAUGAGGUUAAUUCGCAUCCUAAUAUUGUUUCUUUGCUGCGCAUCGUUGAUGCUGUCGAUUGCCUCUAUCUAGUAUUCGAGUAUUUCCCGGAAGGUGACCUUUUUGCCAACAUCACGGAGAAGGGCAGAUUCGUGGGGAACGACGUUUUGGUAAAGCAUGCCUUCUUGCAGAUACUUGACGCCGUCCAACAUUGCCACUCACUUGGAAUCUACCACCGAGACCUCAAGCCUGAGAAUAUUCUCCUUGCGGAUGAAGGGAUGACUAUCAAGCUCGGUGAAUUUAGCCUGGCUACCAGAGAAACGUCCACCUCGGAUUUUGGCUGUGGUUCGUUAUUCUACAUGUCACCCGAGUGCCAGAAUCCAGACCCGCCUCCAGGUUCAACCUACCUGAGCGGUCCCAAUGAUGUGUGGAGCCUUGGUGUGAUCCUAGUCAAUUUGACUUGCGGCCGCAACCCAUGGAAACGAGCUUGCUCUGAAGAUGCCACAUUCCGUGCCUACUCGAAGGACCCUUUCUUCCUCAGAACAAUCUUGCCUUUCACAUUCGAAAUGGUCGUUAUCCUCAGUCGGAUUUUUGUACUCGAUCCAUCCAAGAGAAUCACCAUUCCCGAGCUCCGCAGCUUGAUUGUAGACUGCACCGGUUUCACCGAAGUCCCUAUGCCUCCUCAAUAUAAGGCAAGCAGGCAACCUCAGACCCUUGCACAGAAUCUCGAGGAGCCCCUCCAGACGCUGAGUUUGUCACCCGAGGAUUCGGUACUGGAAAUGCCGCCAGAUAAUCCGAAUCAUAUGCUUGCAACUUCUCCAUUGCCCAGUACAGCUGAGGACGAGGAUAACACGAGCAUAUUCCAGGACGGUUGGGGGCUCUAG